Puccinia graminis f. sp. tritici CRL 75-36-700-3 is the source of this 1584-nucleotide messenger RNA. RefSeq lists its product as uncharacterized. The record is from RefSeq and is a predicted model, not a curated record. The coding region runs from base 1 to 1584 and encodes 527 amino acids. The transcript is spliced from 5 exons. NCBI's taxonomy places the organism in Eukaryota, Fungi, Basidiomycota, Pucciniomycetes, Pucciniales, Pucciniaceae.
AUGUCUCGAGCAUACUACAACAGCAAUAACCACUCAGAACAGUACGACCAACACUAUCCACAACAACCCUACUACCCACAGGAUGACUUCAUCGACCAAUACCAUCCAUCCUACAACAACAACAACAACAGCAACAACAGCAACAGCAACAGCCAACACCAUCAUCAAGACUAUCAUAGCCAAUAUCCACCGCCCCCAGAUAUCUACAACCAACAGCCCUACACUGCCCAACAUGACCAUCAACUCAACACCUAUCCUCCAGACCAUCAUUACCAUCCUGAUCAAGCGUAUCAUCCCGACUACGAUCCCGCCUAUGCUCUAGACGAGAAAUACCCCCCAGCUAGCGAACUCUAUCCGCCCCCGACGAGCGCUCAUCCCGCUAUCAACCUCAACCACCAUGAUCCCCCCUCAAUGAACCAGUUCAAUAGCUCAAGUACUUUUGCUAAUCCCACUAGAGGUUCCGUUGCCGCUCAGAUGGCUGCCGAAGGCGCAAUUCCUGAAAAAGCCGGUCUAAGAAUGUGGCGGUCUGAUGAACACAGUGGAGCAUUUACUCGGGGAGGCAAAUCACAAUCGUGUCGCAGAUGUUGUUGCUGCACAACCAUCGUCAUCGUCCUCCUCAUCGUCGGCAUCGUUGCUGGCUUCCUCCUCUGGGUCAGGCCCCCGAACGCUACGUUUAAUGGAAUCGCCCCUCCGACAGCUGGAAACCAAGUCGACCUUCAACCCAACGGAUUUCUUUUAAACUUUGAUCUCAACAUUGGCGUGACAAAUCCGAAUUUCUUUGGCGCCUCGUUCUCAAAGAUCUCAGCGAAGGCCUACUAUCCGUUGAACAAGACGGCAGCUCUGGGCGGAGGGGAGUUGGAGAAUGUGGAGAUCAAGCCCCAUUCGAAUACCACAAUAAACUUCCCAUUCCAGAUCAAUUAUACCACCUCGUUAGACCCGAAUCGGGCCAUCUUGGCCGACAUCGCCAGUCGAUGUGGAGGUACUUAUUCUAUUGUUCUUGGAUCGAUCUCACGUCCCAUCAAGAUCUCAUUCGAUAUCACCCUAAAACUGAAAGUCUUAGCGAUCACCAUCAGUCCGACGUUCAGCAGUUCGAACACCUUUUCCUGUCCGCUAAAACAGUCCGACUUCACCUCUGUGCUGGGCGGCUCCCAGAGUCUCGAUGCGCUCUCCAACCUGCUCACUGGCUCUGGAGGGGACUCGAAAGGUGCAGCAGCUGGAGACGCUAGCAAAGGCGCUGCUGCUGCUGCCCCUGCUGCAGAUCCCAAACGGCGGCUCCUCCUCCGCCGUCAUCUGGACUCGUCGGAAGACGAUCAACGAGUCGAACUCCUCCUCCGAAAAGCACUCGAUAAUCACCAUCGCUUCCUCACCAAUAAUCCCCCCCAACUCGUCCUCUCUCGCAUCCAAUUCUCUUCUCCUUAUCUCCCUUCUCCUUCGCGCUCUUCUUCUUCUUCUUCGACCUCACUGAGGCCAUGCUCCCGUCCCUCUCCUUCGAUUCCUCUGGACCGAUUGCUCUCGCGUCUCGUCUCUUUUUAUAGAGAUUCUUGGAACUCGGUUCUCGAUCUGCUUCGGAUUCGAGUGUCUUGA